Poecile atricapillus (Black-capped chickadee) is the source of this 2654-nucleotide messenger RNA. RefSeq names its product zinc finger protein 239-like. The transcript has a single exon. The record is from RefSeq and is a predicted model, not a curated record. Gene Ontology annotation, molecular function: RNA polymerase II cis-regulatory region sequence-specific DNA binding; DNA-binding transcription factor activity, RNA polymerase II-specific. The coding region runs from base 1246 to 2064 and encodes 272 amino acids. Gene Ontology annotation, biological process: regulation of transcription by RNA polymerase II. Lineage: Eukaryota; Metazoa; Chordata; Aves; Passeriformes; Paridae.
GGCCCCCAGCCCGUGCUCCCGGUGCCGCAGCUCUGCGCCCGCUCCUGCCGCUCCCAGCUCAGAGAAACCCCCUGAAAUCCUCACCUCCUUCUUUUCCUGUCCUGGAAAACUGGGAUACAAAGCAUCUGAGUCAGCUGGCAAAUUCUGAGGAUAAGACCCUUCAGAGAAUCAUCCCAAUCCUCAGUAUUUUUUUCUCUUCCUCCUCUUUUCCAUCAUCCUUUUUCUUACCCCAUAGAUUCCUCCUGCUGCUUCUUGCCUUAAGCACAUUCCUGCACACUCCCCUUCAGCCAAUCCCUUCCCAGCUCACCAACCCCAUCCAUCCCCUGUUGUCUAAAUCCCUUCUGGACUUCCCUUCUUGCCCCCCUGGGUGUCCAUGUCCUUAAUUCCCUCUGGGAGAAUGUGCAAACGACCUCCACAUGCUCCCAAGGGACCCUUGAGAGAUAUUUUGAGGUCAUCAUCCCUUUGUCCAGGAUGCCCUUCUAACAUUCCAUUUUGUCCCCUCAGUGGUCCUACCUGGAUCCCACCUGUGCCCCCCGGGCCUUGGCGCCCCCCUUGAGGGGAAUUUGGGGAGGUGGGAGGGGGGAGCGCCAAGGCCGGGCCCCCCCGCGCUGUGGUGGCGGGAGCGGCUGCAGUGGGGAGCGAGUGCGGGCGGAAGCGGCCGAGAGCCCAGCGCUGCCCCAGGCCGAGCUGGCCCAGCUCCAUCCGUGCCCCUGCGGUGGGAUGCUGUGGGACUGGGGGGGAAGAGGGAGGCGGCAGUGGGUGCUGGGCCUGGGGGCUGGAGGAGAAGGGAAGGAGAAGCAGGGCUGAGGAACAAAAUGUUCAAAGGAUGCAUGUGGAAGGAGAAGGUGGGAUUGUGCAGGAGGAGAAAGAGUAGGAGGAAGAGAAGUGUGAGGAAAAGUAUGGCCACAGGAGGAGGAGGAGCAGGAAGAGGGAGCAGCACAAGGUUCCACCCUGUCUGUGUGUGCAGUCCCAGGAGUGUUUCCCUGCCCACAGUCAGCAGGUGACUGGAGAGGGGGAUCCACAAUUUUUACUGGGCUGAAUCUUGGUGUUUCUGAGUUUUAUUGGGCUAAAUGUUGGUGGUUUGUUUUUUUGCAGGGCCUGAAUGUUUUUAUUCUGGAGGAGGUUUGCCUGAAUUUGGUGUUUGGGUAGUUUUUGAUCACUGUUUUUAUGUUUGGAGGAUGUUUGGGCUGAAUCUUGGUGUGUAGUAGGCUCUUACAGACACAAGAUGCCAAAUGACUUCCUCAGAUGAACUUGGGCAAGGAGGAAUCCCCACCCCAAAGCGCUGUCCUCUUGUUUUUUUCCCCAAACCAGGAUUUUACAUUCCCGCACCAUGGCCAGAUGGAAGAGGAGGAGGAAAAGCCCCAGAGAUCCCACAUGAGGAGGGGCUGCAAACCCAGUCCAGGGAGCUGUGAGGAGGAAAGAUCCCCCCUGUGCCAGGAACACGGCCAGAGAUCCAGCCAGAGCUCAGAGCUGGGGGAGAAGCCCCACAAGUGCUUGGAAUGUGGGAAGGGCUUCAGAAAGAGCUCCCACCUGAUCCAGCACCAGAGGAUCCACACUGGGGAAAAGCCCUACGAGUGUGGGGAAUGUGGGAAGAGCUUCAGCCGGAGCUCCAGCCUGAGGAAUCACCAGAGGAUCCACACUGGGGAACGACCCUAUGAGUGUGGGAAAUGUGGAAAGAGCUUCGGAAGUAUCUCUAACCUGAUGAGACACCAGGUGAUCCACACAGGGGAAUGGCCCUACACCUGCUUGGAAUGUGGGAAGAGCUUUGGGUGGAGCUCCAAUCUGAGAGCACACCAGCUCAUCCACACUGGGGAGAGGCCCUACGAGUGUCCCGAGUGUGGGAAGAGGUUUCAGCGCAGCUCCCAUGUCCUCAAACAUGAGCGGAUUCACACAGAGGAGAGGCCCUUCCGCUGCCCCGACUGCGGGAAGGGCUUCAACCGCAACUCCACCCUCACUGUACACCGGCGCAUCCACAGUGGGGAGAGGCCCUACGAGUGUCCCCAGUGUGGGAAGAGCUUCUCCAGGAGCUCAACCUUGACCAAACACCAACGGAGGCACCAGUAAGGGAAACCCUGUGAGUGCCCCGAGUGCGGGAAGAGCUUCGUGCGCUGCUCCAGCUCCAUCCCCCAUGGGAGGAUCGGCGUUGGAUGAUCCCCAGUGACCCCCGUUGGGCAGAGCCCUGGUGAUCCGUGGUCCUGGUGAUGCGUGUUGGGAAGACACCUGGCUGGGAGGCUCCACAUCUUCCUGGCUCCCUGUGGGCACCUGGAUGAAAUCAGGGGAAUGAAAGUCCAUCAGGACACAGACCAACAAUGGGAAUUCCUUGUGGGGAGUAGAUUUGUUGACUUUCAAUCCCAGAAAAUCUUUUAAAUUCAAUCCUAUCUUCUGGUGGCAUCAAGGAAUACUGUAUGGUCUUGGAGGUCUUUUCUAACAUCAGUGAUUCCACAAGUUUAAUUUCCUUCUGCCCAAGGGUGUCUUUCUCAGCAAAAUGUUGAUGGUUUUGGGCAAAGAUCAGUAUUUUGGAGACAGUGGGGUGGAAAUCCCCCGAAAAAGUUCUUUCCUCCCACCCAGCUACGUGGAUCAUCAGCUGGCAUGGACACAGAAAUCUUUUACUUUGGGCCUUCUUUGGCUUUUCCUUUCUCUUCAUCCUUUGAAAA